CGCCACAUGCAAAAAAAAUAAUGGGUAGAAGUUGAUACUGAUCCAUUACGUUAAAAAUAUGAAAAACCGACAACCAACGCCUACGCUGAAGAAAAAUUGAUAGCCUUGUGAAAGGUGCAAAAUGCUGUUCCCGAACAUACUCAGGAAUGGUCGGCUACUGGGUGCCUCGGCUGUACAACACAUCCGCAGCAUUUCAUCAACGCCCGUGCUGCAUUGUCGCAGAGAGCUGAAAGUUGUGAAGCUGAUGACGUUUCACUAUCGAAGUCCUCUGGAUUGGUUGAGAAACAAAUAUCAAACUCACACAGUGCGCGCUAAAUUGGAUCCAGAUUUCGAUCUGAAUGAGUUUCUUCAUGGAUCGGUGCAAGCCUGCAGCACAGUGACGUCGGUACUUGCCGGCCAGGAUGCCAAUCUACUGAAUGGAAUGUUAACCCCCAAAGCACUAGCUAUGGUACAAAAUAGCAUGCAAAAAUACAGCACUGCAGAAAUCACAGAACUGGCUUGUGCACCAGAGCACGUUCAUUUCGCAAGGCCCAAGAACAUUGCUGUGAUCAUGCUGAAGGAUAAAAGAUACCUAGAUAUUGAUGUGUUUUUCCUAAUCCUUAAAGCAUACAUAGAUGACUCUGACAAAGAAGCUAAUGCAAAAAUCACUCGAAUAAUGACCGAGGUGGUCAUGAGGUUUAGCAGACAGUACACUGAGACUGUGACAGACUGGUUUAUAACAAAGGCAAAAGUAGUUAAGCAUACUAUUGGUUAAAGCAGUAUGAUUAGUUUAUAACGAGUUCCGUAUCAAAUACGGUCCAGCUUUAUCUGACAAAUAUAAUCGACUAUAUAGCCCGGGUUUAUAUUUGGCAUGUAUAAGUAAUACAAUGGUGAUGUGCAUAACUAUGCUGCUAUUGUCAGCUCAAAAGCUCAGAGGACUGGAUGCCUAAAAGAAAUGCAAGUUGAAAGCAAUAUUAUAUUAGCUUUUUUUUAAUAUAGGCAAGUGAUGAAUAAACUUGUUAAUACCUAUUCAUAUACGAUUCC
This is a messenger RNA of Priapulus caudatus, 1023 nucleotides long. RefSeq lists its product as uncharacterized. Gene Ontology annotation, molecular function: ribosome binding. The transcript has 2 exons. Gene Ontology annotation, cellular component: mitochondrial inner membrane. The record is from RefSeq and is a predicted model, not a curated record. Lineage: Eukaryota; Metazoa; Priapulida; Priapulimorpha; Priapulimorphida; Priapulidae. Gene Ontology annotation, biological process: protein insertion into mitochondrial inner membrane from matrix; inner mitochondrial membrane organization. The coding region runs from base 122 to 754 and encodes 210 amino acids.